GCCAUGACGACCUCGUCUCCCUCUCAGGUGCGACACAACUACCACCAGGACUCGGAGGCCGCCAUCAACCAGCAGAUCAACCUGGAGCUCUACGCCUCCUACGUCUACCUGUCCAUGUCUUACUACUUCGACCGAGAUGAUGUGGCAUUGAAGAACUUUGCCAAAUAUUUCCUACACCAAUCCCACGAGGAGAGGGAGCAUGCUGAGAAGCUGAUGAAACUGCAAAAUCAGCGAGGCGGUUGGAUCUUCCUACAAGUCAUCAAGACACCAGACCGAGAUGACUGGGAGAGUGGGCUGAAUGCAAUGGAGUGUGCUCUGCACUUGGAAAAAAAUGUCAAUCAGUCUUUACUGGAAUUGCACAAGCUGGCAACUGACAAGAACGACCCCCAUUUAUGUGAUUUCAUCGAAACCCACUACCUGGACGAACAGGUAAAGUCCAUCAAACAACUGGGUGAUCACGUAACCAACCUGAGCAAAAUGGGGGUCCCAAAUUCUGGCAUGGCAGAAUACCUUUUUGACAUGCACACCCUUGGAGACAGUGACAGCGACAGCUAA
Molecule: messenger RNA, 555 nt
Organism: Vombatus ursinus (common wombat)
Lineage: Eukaryota; Metazoa; Chordata; Mammalia; Diprotodontia; Vombatidae
Product: ferritin heavy chain-like
Exons: 1
Coding region: 4-555 (183 amino acids)
Biological process (GO): intracellular iron ion homeostasis; iron ion transport
Cellular component (GO): cytoplasm
Molecular function (GO): ferric iron binding; ferrous iron binding
Source: RefSeq, a predicted model, not a curated record